AUCUUUUUCCACUGCCGAAAAUGUUAUUGCGGAUGACGACUUACUAAUAUCUCUCCCUUCCGGGUCUCCUUUAAACCCUCACCAUAACCUCAGGUACACCGCAUCAUCUCCAUAAACUACCCACAUUAUCCUCAAUUAUGGUGAAGAAGUUUUCUGGCCUGCAAAGGGAGGUUUUAGACUUAUACAGGAAUUGUCUCAGGUCGUUGCACCAGAAGCCAAAAGAAAACAGAAGGAAUUGGGUAAACUACAUCCACGAAGAGUUCGGAAAAUAUAGAAACGUGCCACGUCGUGAUUUUGGAACGAUAGAGCACUUAAUUCGUGUCGGCCACAGACGAUACGAGAUGUAUAGCGAUCCUUCUAUCAAAAACGUCAAGUAGAUCCAACCCCUUCUGAAAAUAUUAUCUCUCUUUAUAAACCACGAAACGUAUACUUGUAUAAACACGCAAAUGAACUAGCAAAUUUUUAACGAAUAAACUCAAAAUAAAUCGAUC
Messenger RNA from Pichia membranifaciens NRRL Y-2026, 491 nucleotides. RefSeq lists its product as hypothetical. Gene Ontology annotation, cellular component: mitochondrion. The record is from RefSeq and is a predicted model, not a curated record. Gene Ontology annotation, biological process: mitochondrial respiratory chain complex II assembly. The transcript has 2 exons. The coding region runs from base 138 to 377 and encodes 79 amino acids. NCBI's taxonomy places the organism in Eukaryota, Fungi, Ascomycota, Pichiomycetes, Pichiales, Pichiaceae.